Aureobasidium pullulans EXF-150 is the source of this 489-nucleotide messenger RNA. RefSeq lists its product as uncharacterized. The record is from RefSeq and is a predicted model, not a curated record. Bases 127 to 429 code for a protein of 100 amino acids. The transcript has a single exon. Lineage: Eukaryota; Fungi; Ascomycota; Dothideomycetes; Dothideales; Saccotheciaceae.
UCUUCAGUAUAGACAGUCGUUCUCUUCGUCAAGGCAUUCCAUCCUCCCCGUAUGAUCUUAGAAAUGCACAAUUUUAGCAUUGUUAGAGGUAGCCUCUACUCAGAGCAUAGUAGUUAGCGCCUCUCUAUGGACGACUAUACCGACCUAAUAAACAUUGUGCAUUUCUACAGGCUAGACGACUCCAGGGGUGGCCGUGGGAGAUGGCUGGAAGAGCCAGAUUCUGGCACAUGGGGAGGAUAUUCAGCCCUACUCUAUAACAACACAGUGGCCUUUAUCUCUGCUCUUGUGCUUGUCAUCUAUCGUUUGUUAGGGAUUCGAUUUCACAAGAAUGUUGAAGAAACCUAUGAAUUACUUUACGCAAGUGAGUUAUCUCGAUCAAGCUGUGUUCAGAAGCCCCUGUCCAGACUCGAUUUUCUCACAAGACACUGAAAGCAACACAAAAUCCCAAAACCAAUAGACCAGUUGAAAUCGUGAUCAUCGUGCCUGCUC